GUGGACUUUUGGCUGUCUCAACAAAAGUAAUUACGACCGAACCUCAAUCUGUAGAAAGAAUUUUUAGAAUUGCCCAAAUCAAUGGUGGAAAGUGGACAAUUUUAUUAAAUCCAAAAAUGAAGACUCAUCUUGACAAAAUAAUGAGUAAAAAUUACGGAGCCUUUAAUGCAAAGCUUAAUUCGGAAGAAAUCAAGUUCUUUGAAGAAGAUUCAUGGAAACAGCAACGACAUGGUAAUAACGAAGUUGACACACUUUAUUGGGCUUUAUUAAUUUCAUAUCGCGUUAUCGCGGUAAAUGAGAAUCCUCCUCGCCAUUGUGUACUUAUUAUCCACAAAGAUGAAAUACAACUUCCUCAUUCACAAAUUCCUGGUCAAGUUUAUGAAGGAAUUUCUUUGAAUAAAGACGUUAAUGAAGAAAAACUGGAGGAGUGGCACCGCCAAAAUUUGUCCCAAGUAUUUUCCCAUGUUAGAAAAUAUGACGGUGAUAGGAUAAUAGACGAGUUAAGUCAACCUUUAAUAUACGAUGCAAAUCAAAAGAAG
This is a messenger RNA of Racocetra persica, 539 nucleotides long. The record is from the annotation of a GenBank genome assembly. NCBI's taxonomy places the organism in Eukaryota, Fungi, Glomeromycota, Glomeromycetes, Diversisporales, Gigasporaceae.